Molecule: messenger RNA, 810 nt
Organism: Drepanopeziza brunnea f. sp. 'multigermtubi' MB_m1
Lineage: Eukaryota; Fungi; Ascomycota; Leotiomycetes; Helotiales; Drepanopezizaceae
Source: RefSeq, a predicted model, not a curated record
AUGUUCCAGCCAAACAACGCAUCUAUACCUGCCGUAGUCUAUUCUCGGUCCUUCGGUAUCUCGAGUGGCAUUCGGCUGCCAAACAUUGCGCAGCGUUACCUGUCCAGUGUAGUGACCGAUGCCGACGAGGCCGGCCAGCUUGCGCGUUCCGGACGCAUCCGUCACGCUUCCACGAAGGAUCCCCUUUCCCUCGGAAAGCGGCGCAGCGAGAUGCAGAGACAGGCAUGGAUCUCCCACAAGAGCAGGUUGCUACUCUGGGGGGAAGAGCGGCAUGUUAUCCGCAUUGUGCACCAUCGGAUUCGCCCUCUCGACACAUCUUAUGCGCUUCCACGCCCGGCAGGGUGCAGGCUUUGUCCUACGUCCAGGAAUCGGGAAACGAAGAAGAAAUCGCGUUGCAGAUCCCGCGUGCCGGCUGAUCUCAAGCCCGCCACGAAUCGAAUGUUUGUCCGCCUCGUCGGCGUGUUACUCGAGCAGGCAGAGACGUCCCUAUGUAUAUAUAUGCCAUUCAGACAGAACCCGCGCAUGAGUCUCCUCUCACCCUUUCCCCUCCAAGGACCCCUCCCAGGGCUCAACGCCGGAGGAUCGGAGGGUAUUCCGCAGCGCCGCCACUCCCAAACUUCCUCUCUUUCCCGGCAGCAUCAUGCCGACAUGACCAACCACACUAUCAUCCCGUCGUCGUCAACCAAUGCCAAGAGGACAGCAGCUACAGCAGCCAUUGCGAUCACAGCCAUCAACACCAUAGCUGCUCCAGCUCGGCCCACCACUCCGGCUCCAGCCUUCACUCACCAUUCAAUCAUCGUCCGGUAUUAA